Messenger RNA from Lasiosphaeria miniovina, 1120 nucleotides. RefSeq lists its product as uncharacterized. Gene Ontology annotation, cellular component: nucleus; mating-type region heterochromatin. NCBI's taxonomy places the organism in Eukaryota, Fungi, Ascomycota, Sordariomycetes, Sordariales, Lasiosphaeriaceae. The record is from RefSeq and is a predicted model, not a curated record. Gene Ontology annotation, molecular function: NAD+ binding; histone deacetylase activity, NAD-dependent. Gene Ontology annotation, biological process: pericentric heterochromatin formation; negative regulation of transcription by RNA polymerase II; regulation of DNA repair. The transcript is spliced from 2 exons. The coding region runs from base 100 to 813 and encodes 237 amino acids.
AUCAAGGUGGUCACAAUAGGAGCAACAAGCAGGGCGAGCAAUGACUGGUAUUGGCGUAAGACUUCAACCUGGCCUGAGCUAAAGAGGUGUGCGAAGGCCAUGGUCUAUAUACACGUGAAAGGGGUUACGAGUCAUCCUUGCGUGGCCAGGGUGGUAGUGGCGAUAGUGCGUGGCCCUGUUAGCGGUGGCGAUAGUGGCGAUGGUGGCGAGGGUGGCCCUGGUGGCGGUGGCCAUGGUGGUUACGAGGGUGGUUUCCUUACAUCCAAGAUCAUGACCGUUAUAGGGGCUGGUAUUAGCACAAAGGACUUUCGGUCGAAAAAUGGCUUCUAUUCCCUCGGUUAUUGUCGUCUUUUCUACUCGACGGUUCUUUCUGAUCCGGAAAGGAAGCCUCUCUUCUAUAAUAGCAUCACCAAGAUACGCCAGGUCGUUAAGCGCGCCAGUCUAACGAGAACACAUCGCUUUAUCUUUAGUUUGCGUAAUACUAGAAAGCUAGUUCAGGACUAUGCCCAGAACAUCGAAUGCCUUGAAGAGAAGGUUGGUCUCUCUACCGAUUUGCGGAAGGGUCCUGGAAGUCGACCCCGUUUCUGCAGGAAGUACCGGCCAACACAUGUCCGAGGCCACCACCGAGUCGACCACGAGCCGCGUCUCCAAGAGAGAGGCGUUGAAUGUAUUCUCCUCUAUGGAUCUCUCUGCCGUUUGCGAUGCUCCAACUGUUUUAGUCACCCCUGUACAAAUCUGCGGGCUCUGGCAAGAAGCGUUAGAGGGCGUCUUAGUGGCUGCAUGUAUCCUUGCCUACCUCUCCGAACACGAUAGGAUAUUUACUUACCUGUGCGUCACAAAUUGUGGUUUGCGAUCAUUAGUUCAAUUAGACGAGAACGAAGAGCAGAGAAUAGGAGGGGGAGAAAACGAGCACCUAACUUGAAGUAAAUCCAAAUUGGACCACUUAAGAGUACCGCUCGUAACUUGACAAAUUAUAUAAACAUUUACAUUAUUUCCUUGACAAUGAGACUCUACCUACCCUACCUUCCCAUGUAAAAAAUAUCCACUGUUUACAGGCGGCCUUUCCUAAACUAGUCUAGAGCGUCCUCGUCUUAGCUAUAAUAUAUGAACAUACAAUAUG